UUUUUUGCUUUGUUCAGGUGCAGCUUAUAAAUGAUGCCUACAACAUUGUGAUCGAUGCCAUGCUGGGCCUUGAGACAGACUCAUCCAAUAUUAAGGAGCCAUAUUCUGGGAUUUUGGUCACCCUGAAGCAGAUCAAGAUUCCAAUUGUCAGUGUGGAUGUGCCCUCAGGCUGGAAUGCAGAUGAACCAAGUCAGGAUGGGAUAAACCCAGAAGUUCUCAUCUCGCUUAUGGCACCAAAGAAGUGUGCCCAAAACUUCUCUGGAAAGCAUUUCUUGGCUGGACGCUUCCUGCCCUAUGACAUUCAGAAAAAGUAUGAGCUUAACAUCCCAGACUAUGCUGGCACGGACUGUCUCCUGGAACUGUAGCGCACAGAAACACCCGGCGGUGCAGCCAGUCUUCCACUGGUUGAAUUUUAUAGGUGGUUGCUGUAAUUUAAUGUAAACAUCUUGGUUGUCUAGAUUCCAAAUGCUCUUUAACCGAAUGUGUUGCUGAGCUACUGUAAAACGAUGAUUCUUAGACCCAUGGCUUUGAGUGGUGUGUUUAGGAAAUGGUAUGGAGCGUUUUUUUCUCAGUUGGCACGUGAAAGCUGUAGCACUACACUGUUUUCUAAACUCCAGAGUCAGCAAAGAAAAGAAAAAGUUUUCUAUCCUUACUGUCACUGCUUUUUUUUCUAAGUACCCAAGCUUUUUUUUUCUCAUGUACACCUUCCGUACCCCAUUUCCUGAGUGUGCUGCUAAAAUAAAGUGGUGUAUGUUGGCAUUUCAAAUAGAUACAUUUUUGUUUUUUUGAUUGUCAAUUAAUUUAGACACAUAUUACAAUCUUUGAGUUAAUGGAUCUGUUUUUCCAGAUAUUUCUUGUAGACCAAUAAUAAAAUCUGUCCAGUUUCAGGAAAUGUAAAAAUCA
This is a messenger RNA of Cyprinodon tularosa, 903 nucleotides long. Its product is annotated as NAD(P)H-hydrate epimerase-like. Gene Ontology annotation, cellular component: mitochondrion. The record is from RefSeq and is a predicted model, not a curated record. Lineage: Eukaryota; Metazoa; Chordata; Actinopteri; Cyprinodontiformes; Cyprinodontidae. Bases 60 to 365 code for a protein of 101 amino acids. Gene Ontology annotation, molecular function: NAD(P)HX epimerase activity. The transcript is spliced from 2 exons.